UUUUAACUUGUAUAACACUGAAAAUGAGGUAGUAUUACUAAUAACUUGUAAAGCGUCGUUGAAAGGGUUCAAUCCAACUUCAAUACACAGAUAUGUUUUGGAACGAGCUAUUUUGGAUUGGGAGGGCACUAGUUCUUCUGCAGUUGAUUCCAGGAAUUCUAGGUUGGGGAAAGCAAGGACACUUCGCGGUUUGUAAAAUUGCUGAGGGAUAUCUUACUGAAGAUGCUUUGGCUGCAGUGAAAUUACUGCUUCCAGAUGCUGGUGGUGACCUUGCUUCUGUGUGCUCCUGGGCUGAUGAGGUUAAGUUCCACUUGCGCUGGAGUGGACCCUUACACUAUGUUGACACACCUGAUUUCAGGUGUAAGUAUGAUUACUGCCGAGACUGUCAUGACACCCAUGGCCAUGAAAAUAUGUGUGUAACAGGAGCCAUUUACAACUAUACAAUGCAGCUUUUGUCAGCUUACAAUGAUUCCAAUUCUCAAAUGAAAUACAAUUUGACAGAGGCACUUAUGUUCCUGUCACAUUUUAUUGGAGAUGUUCAUCAGCCACUGCAUGUUGGUUUCCUUGGAGAUUUAGGUGGGAACACAAUAGUAAUUCGUUGGUAUCGGAGGAAGACUAAUCUGCAUCAUGUGUGGGAUAAUAUGAUCAUUGAAUCUGCCCUCAAGACAUUCUAUGGUUCAGAUCUUGCAAUCAUGAUACAAGCUAUCCAACGGAAUAUAACUGAUAGUUGGUUCAAUGAAAUCUCAUCAUGGAAAAGUUGCACAUCUGAUCGCACAGUUUGUCCAGACCCGUAUGCUUCUGAAAGCGUUCAUUUGGCCUGUAAGUUUGCCUACAGAAAUGCCACAACAGGAAGUACUCUUGGAGAUGAUUAUUUCCUCUCUCGGCUGCCUGUUGUGGAGAAGAGACUAGCACAAGCCGGUGUUCGUUUGGCUGCCCUACUCAACCGUAUCUUUGUUUCACAGACUUUAAUUGCACAAGAAUGAAGGAUGGAUAAGCAAUUGAAGUUUAUCAGAUAAGUGUGGGAGUAUGAGACCACCCGCCACACCAUCAUGUCUGUACUUAAAAUUCCCCACACGUCAGGAUCUCUCAUCUACCACAUUAACUAUUCAUUCUCGUUCAAGUCAACUUUUGAAGAAAAAACAGAAAAUGUACUUUAUGGUUAUCUCCAAACCCUGUUCUUUUUAAUUGAUGGAUGGCCUACCCUUGUGGAAUAUGCCAAUCUUGCUUGUGGCAAUAGACAACUUUAGGGGCACUCAAAAAUGGAAAUAUGUUGAACUUGCACUCAAUGGCAACGUUUUAGUUGUAUAUAUAGAAUAAGCAUUGUCAUGGUGGCUCA
Molecule: messenger RNA, 1336 nt
Organism: Cornus florida
Lineage: Eukaryota; Viridiplantae; Streptophyta; Magnoliopsida; Cornales; Cornaceae
Product: endonuclease 4
Exons: 10
Coding region: 93-983 (296 amino acids)
Biological process (GO): DNA catabolic process
Molecular function (GO): endonuclease activity; nucleic acid binding
Source: RefSeq, a predicted model, not a curated record